Molecule: messenger RNA, 824 nt
Organism: Plectropomus leopardus (leopard coralgrouper)
Lineage: Eukaryota; Metazoa; Chordata; Actinopteri; Perciformes; Serranidae
Source: RefSeq, a predicted model, not a curated record
UGUAUGUCUGAGGUGGAUUUCACUGCAGGUUUCGUUCUCUUUGUGUGGUUGACUCUCGACCCGCCUCUGAUACAAAAAUGUAGUCAGACCUGUCCCACGGUCACAUGACGUGCUGCGAUUGGAUGCUGCUCUCCCAUUGGUCAACGGUCUGAAUGAAGCUGAACACACCUGGGAGAUGUCAGACAGGUGAGUUUCAGUCACACACACGCCGGUGUUCAUACAGCUGAAGAAGAAGAAGAGCGAUGGGUCAGGGUCACAGCUCAGCAUCUCCUCAGGUGAUCCUGAUGGGUUUGGACUCUGCCGGGAAGACGACUCUGUUGGCCAGACUGCUGACUGGACAGGUGAUGGAGACGUCUCCGACCAUUGGAUUCAAUGUGGGAACUCUGGACCUGGACAAGAAGACGUCUCUGACUGUGUGGGACGUCGGAGGACAGAAGAACAUGAGAGUCAACUGGAGGUACCUGUUGUUGCGUUGUAAGGCUCUGGUCUUCGUGUUAGGACACGGAACGGCUGCCAGAGAACCAGAAGGUUCCAAGAGAAUCCUGAACCACGAGAAGCUCCGCGGAGUUCCUCUGAUGGUUCUGGCCAACAAGAAGGAUCUGCCCAACUCCAGACCAACCAGAGAGAUCUCCAAUCAGCUGGAUCUUCCCAGUCUCGUGGACCGGUUGUGGGAGGUUCAGGCCUGCAGCGCUCUGAAGGGUCUCGGCCUCCAACAGGCCUUCGUGUCCAUCAGCAAACUCAUCAAGAAGAGUUGAGAGGGGGAGGAGCAGGAGGAGCAGGAGCAGAGAGGAGCAGGAGGAGCAGGAGGAGCAGGAGCAGAGAGG